This is a messenger RNA of Sinocyclocheilus grahami, 2771 nucleotides long. RefSeq names its product T-cell leukemia homeobox protein 3-like. The transcript is spliced from 3 exons. The record is from RefSeq and is a predicted model, not a curated record. Gene Ontology annotation, molecular function: RNA polymerase II cis-regulatory region sequence-specific DNA binding; DNA-binding transcription factor activity, RNA polymerase II-specific. Gene Ontology annotation, biological process: regulation of transcription by RNA polymerase II; animal organ development. The coding region runs from base 155 to 997 and encodes 280 amino acids. NCBI's taxonomy places the organism in Eukaryota, Metazoa, Chordata, Actinopteri, Cypriniformes, Cyprinidae. Gene Ontology annotation, cellular component: nucleus.
GAGACCUGUCAGAGUUCAAACAAAGAAUUAGAGAAACGAGGACCGUCAUCCGAAACCAUGGACAAGACUAAAACUAAAUUAAAGCUUUUUUUGCCGCACUUAACGUGAUUUCAUUUGUCUAAAUCCAUCAUAAUCUACUGCGCAACUAGGAGUCAUGGAGCGCGCGGAGCCGAACGAGCCGAAACCGCCAUCUAAAUCAAAUCAGGAACCCAUACGAUUCGGGAUCGACCAGAUUCUGGGUUCUUUGGACCCAGAGAGCAGGGUCGGAAACACUGUGGAUAACAGCCGCUUGGGAAGCCCAUCCAGGGCGAGCGUCGCGCCUCAUGUCUCCUUACCCGUCUCUCUGUCCGGAGUCACGGGCGCGUUGGAGGACUCCGGGCGGGUGUACGGGUUGAGCGGCACUCUGGUGCCCAGUGGAGUGAUUCGGGUUCCGGCGCACAGACCUCUAGCUGUCGCGGUGCCGCCGGCCAUGGUGAGCGCCGCACCGGCGCUGUGUUUCUCCUGGAUGGACAAUAACCGCAGGUUCCCUAAAGACAGACUGCCAGCUCUCAUUCCGUUCACCGUGACCCGGCGGAUCGGUCACCCGUAUCAGAACCGAACUCCCCCGAAACGGAAAAAGCCCCGCACGUCGUUCUCGCGCGUGCAGAUCUGCGAGCUGGAGAAACGCUUCCACCGGCAGAAGUAUCUGGCCAGUGCGGAGCGCGCGGGCCUCGCCAAGAGCCUGAAGAUGACAGACGCGCAGGUCAAGACCUGGUUCCAGAACCGACGGACCAAGUGGAGAAGGCAAACAGCUGAGGAAAGAGAGGCAGGACGUCAGCAAGCCAAUCGGAUGCUGCUUCAGCUUCAGGCCGAUGCCCUCCAGAAGUCCAUGAGCGAAUCAGUGUCGUCGGAUCCUCUAUGUGUGCAUAACUCCUCCCUCUACGCCCUCCAGAACCUCCAGCCUUGGGCCCAGGAGAGACUGGAUAAAUUGGCCCCAACAACCACCACUCUGGCUUAAAAUCACCGCCAUGACGCUGGAAGCAGGACAGUGAAGCUGAAGACUGAACUAAAACAGUCAGAUUUGAAUAUGAAUCAGGCUUUUUGUCCGGAUAUUUUUUAUUUGUAAAGCAUCCAAGCACUUUUUGUGGGAAUAGUGAACUGUAAUGACAUCUGAGUUUGUUACGGACACAAAAACUUUCCAAACACCGUCCCAUGUAGAUGCUGCCUUGGAAAAAUAGGGUGAAAUGUUGACAGAAACGAACUGUUAAACAAGCUGAAUCACAGAUCUGUAUAUAUGAACGGUUCAAAUGAUGUCUGUGAGAAAGUCUACAAAAUAUUGUACUUAUCGUAAUUAUUUUGUGCUCUUAUGGUGGCGAUGCAUUACCGACUAAUGAUUGUCAUUGUUGACGUACUUGCAACCGGAAAAGCAAUGGCGUGUAAAUACAGUAUAACACUGAACAAGCAGCAUUAUGCAUCGAAUAUUUUAUUGUUAAAUAGUUUACACAACAUUUCAACAAAUGGAUAUAAGGUUAAGCUUCCCAUCUCCUCAAUCUGUCUGUCUGAUGGACCGUCUGUCUCUCCGUCUCCUUUUACAACAUCAUGGAAAAAUAAUCGUCCCUCAGUCGUCCCUGUACUUUAUACAAUACACAGUUUUUAUAUAACUCUCUGAGACACCGCCACUCCCAAUUUGAUUAUUCAGACCUACUUUGCAGAGUAUACAAUAUACAAUGUGUAAUAAUUCAAAUAUCAUAUAUAUUAAACUCAUCAUGCUGUACCGACACAGUGAUUGUUCAAAAACAUGUCAUAAUAUAAUCACAAAUUAUCCGAAAAAAAUAUAUAAAAACAGCAUUACUAUGGUUAUCAGAGCAUAUUCGGGUCUGCCAGGAUUGUUUGUGAUUGUGAUAAACACAGGUUUCAACUUCCAACACACUUUUGAACAUGGUGGCUUAUGUUUCCUGGCACAAAAGUAUUUGUUCACAUUAUUAGGAGAUUUCAAAUAUAUAUAUAUAUAUAUAUAUAUAUAUAUAUAUAUAUAUAUAUAUAUAUAUAUAUAUUCUCUAUUUUUAAAAUCUCAUCCAAUGUUGAGAAUUGAACCUGUGACCUUUGGGUUACAAGUCCGGCUCUCCAACCAUUAGGCCACAGCUAAUAUUUAAAUUCACUCAGAUAUAUAUUAGAUUACGAAGCAAUUGAAUUGUGAAUGUCAUUCAUGUUGAGUUGCCCUUGUCGAGACAAAUCAAACAGUUCCAUAAAUCUUUUGUUUUUGCUGUCUUUUAAUUCAUUUCAUUAUAUUUUUUGCUCUCUUAAAUUAUGUCACAGUAAGGUGGCAUUAUGGCUGCAUAAAACAGUACUAAUUUUGGCAAUUCACAGCUUUCACACAAUAAAAAAAAAUGGUUUUAUAUUAGUUCAACAUACAAACAAAUACAAAUAUAGUGACUGCUUAAGUUUGCUACGGCACCUGUCAAUCAAAGUCCAUUUUCACAUGCAGAGCUGCCAUCUGCACAGAAGCCAAUGUGUCACGUCGGCCCAAAAUCAUAAGAAAUAAGACAUCUGCUACCUUUAAUUUAUGCAUAUUUAAAUAAAAUCACUGUACUUCAUUAAUGAGAACCACAUAUUGAGAAUACUUGAAAUGUGACCUUAUGUCAGAUCUUCUCCCGAUGACACUGACAGACAGACAAACAGACUAAUCAGAAAGCAGAUAUUUUGAGUAGGCGGAGCUAAGAGCAAUCACAAGCCAACAAGAGCCGAGUGCAUAGGCGGAGGGUGAACCAACUCCAGGGUAAGGUUAAACGCAG